CUCGCGGGGCUGCAGUGCGGACAAACAGCAGCUCCGCUCAGCCCCGUUUCACCUGCUACUGGCCCAUCAUCCUCGAGCCACGGAGCCGAACCGUGUUACCGGACUGUGACACCGGAGCAGCCCAACCACGAACCACGGACGCACGGACACGGACCAGGAGUGGGGCCCGGAGCGCACUGUCACAGGGAGAGGCGCGCGCUCCGUGGGCUUGUUUUCUCCUCGGGGUACAGCGCGUUGUGGGACGGGGGCCACGGGGCGGGAUCGUGGUCUCGCGGACUCGGACCGGGUGUGAUCCGGACUCGGGCCCCGCGCGAGGCCCCGCACGAGCGCAGGAACAGUGGGGUUUUUGGACCAGAGCGCUGUGUGCCGGAGCCGAGUGCCAGAUGAGGAUCACCAAAAGGCGGAAAGGGAGCGGACGGUGCGCCAGAUAAAUGGCUCGUUUAAGCUGGGAGCUGCUCGUGUGCUGUCCGGGUGGCAGAUGCAGUGCCUAGUGCCCGGUCUCCAGGACAACAACAACAUGAACGGCAGCGGCUCUGAGCAGGCCGACAUCCUGCCCCCCAAUUGCAUGGUCAAGGACCGAUGGAAAGUGCUGAAGAAGAUUGGCGGUGGUGGGUUCGGGGAGAUCUACGAGGCGCUAGACCUUCUGACCAGAGAGAAUGUUGCUCUGAAGGUGGAGUCGGCGCAGCAGCCCAAACAGGUGCUGAAGAUGGAGGUGGCUGUGCUCAAGAAACUGCAGGGUAAAAACCACGUGUGCAAGUUUAUUGGCUGUGGACGAAAUGACAAGUUCAACUACGUGGUGAUGCAGCUGCAGGGCCGUAACCUGGCUGACCUACGGCGUUCUCAGCCUCGCGGUACCUUCACCAUGAGCACAACACUGAGGCUCGGCAAACAGAUCCUGGAGUCCAUCGAGGCCAUUCACUCUGUGGGCUUCCUGCACCGAGACAUCAAACCGUCGAACUUCGCGAUGGGACGUCUGCCCUCCACCUACAGGAAAUGCUACAUGCUGGACUUUGGUUUGGCCCGACAGUACACCAAUACCACUGGGGAAGUCCGACCGUUUGUGUUGUUUUUGUUUUCUUACAGUUGCUUUGGAGUUAUGAUUUUGACGUGCAUGCCUCCGUUUCUCCAUCGUCUCCUUGGGGUCCGGGAUCCACGGACAGUGGCCGGCUUCAGGGGAACGGUACGAUAUGCUUCAGUCAACGCUCACAAAAACAAGGAAAUGGGUCGGCACGAUGACCUGUGGUCCCUGUUCUACAUGCUGGUGGAGUUCGCAGUGGGACAGUUACCAUGGAGAAAAAUCAAAGACAAGGAGCAAGUUGGACAGAUAAAGGAGCGCUAUGACCACAGGAUGCUGCUCAAACACAUGCCUUCGGAGUUUAACGUCUUCCUGGACCAUGUUCAGGCUCUGGACUACUUCACCAAACCAGACUACCAGCUGCUAAUGUCGGUGUUUGAGAACAGCAUGAAGGAGCGAAUCAUUACAGAGAACGAGCCUUUCGACUGGGAGAAAGGAGGGAGCGACGCCACCAUGUCGACCAGUGCCUCCACACAGCCCCAGCAGAACACCAGGCCCACAGCAGCUAUGGUCGGAGCGAUUGUCACUCCGGUUCCUGGAGACCUUCAGCGAGAGAACACAGAUGAUGUUCUUCAGGAUGAACACCUGAGCGACCAGGAGAAUGCCCCCCCGCCUCCACCUGCACGUCUUCAUGGUGACGGGCAGCAUCCCGACUCUCGCCUCCACGGUGACGCACAACUGGCUGAUGGUGGUGAGGGAUGGGAGGACACAGACUUUAACCGCAACCGGCUCCGAAUCAGCCUUAACAAGGGAGGACCAGAAGAGGACCCAGGACCGGUCCGAGCUCCAGAGUCUCCGAGUGGUCAAGGCAGGUCUCUGCGCUACCGUCGAGUCAACAGCCCCGAGUCCGACCGCCUGUCUGCGGCAGAGGGGCGCGCUGAUGGAUACGGACAGAGGUCACGUAUGGACAUGUUAGGCUCUCCGUCACGGCACGUUUACUCGUCGCAGCCGGCACAGAUGCUGUCCAUCGAUCCUGGUUGCCGCGGAGACCGACAGGCGAGCGGUCGGCAGGAGAUUUCUGUGGCAUCAGUCGACCAGGAGGCCCAUAGCAACGCUUUCAUCCGCUCUGUCCCACUGGCUGAGGAGGAGGACUUCGACAGCAAAGAGUGGGUGAUCAUCGACAAAGAGACGGAGCUCAGAGACUUCCAGCCCACCACCUCCGGCACCACUGACGAAGAGCCAGAAGAACUGCGCCCCCUGGAGGAGACGGAGGAGAGACGCAGGCUCCGGGCCGCAGGUGAGCUGGUGGUGCGACCCAAAACCCACACGAGGGACAGCAGCCGUGGGAUGUUAACACUAACGGAGGAGGAAGCAUCGCGGAAGAGUACAGGAAGUCCAGCCCAGUCACCCUGUCACUCGCUGCCUUCGGGUCGGCCGCGGCGGAGAGAGUCUGAGCCCACUGGACCACAGCGACCGGUGGUGAUACAGUCUUCCACAGAGAAGACCCCCUCGCCGACAUCACCAGACUAUCGAACCAAAGGUGCUGACGAUGAGAAGCAGCACUUCCACAUCCUGCCUCAGCUCCAGGCCAAACGCGCAGACUUCCUCACUGUGGUGCUCACUGGAACAUUACCACCACGUCGCAGUUUCGCCACUCCCGAAGACGUCCCUGAGCCUCCAGGACCACGUGACGAUGACGUGACCAAGAGCGAGUCCAACAGCGAGGCCAGUCAGAAGAGCACAGAGAGGAGCCAGGAGGCUGCUCACUCAACACUUAUGGCAGAAGACCAGAAGGGACCCAAGGUUUCAGGUGCGGAGAAUGACCAAGAUCUGGAGGAUGCUUCCAAAACGCUGGUGUUAUUUUCCCCAGGAGACACACGGAAGACUCCAUCAGGCGGAGACACUGGUCUGGAACCGGAGCUGGCCACUGCCUGUGCUCUCACUCCCCGAAAUGAGCGCCCAAUGAUGGGGGAGGCACUGCAGCUUGAGCCUCCUGACACUGGACGGCUCUCCCCAGCUCUGAGGUCCGACCUGCGGCCCUCCACGCCCAUAGCUCCGGCCUCUCCACCCUUCACCAAAGUGGAGCGAACAUUCAUCCACAUCGCUGAGACGUCACACCUCAAUGUUAUGUCUUCCAACGGGCAUUCGGCCAAAGACACAGAGGUCAUUCUGAACCAAGCGGGAGUUGAGGAGCGGCCCAAGUUGGACACGAGUCUAGAGGCGAUUCCAUCAGAAAAUGGGCCGGCCUUGGAGGUCCAAGCUGUAACACCUGUGCAGGAGCUAACACAGACACAAGAAUCGGCAGAGUUAGAGGAUGCAACGUCUCGCCCCUCAGAGCAGCCAGCUGCGGUUAUACAGAGGGCAGAGGACAGACCCAAACUCCGGAGCAGGAUCCCAGUGCUCGUCUCAGAGGAGGACUCUGGCUCAGAGCGCUCCUCUUCGGUGUCAGCCCGGGCGCGUUUCCAGAGGGCUCGGCACAUGGGGCUGGCCCGGUUGGUGGUGGAGCAGCAGGGCCGAUGGGUGGGACGCAGGAGGGGGCUCUCAGGGACCUCAUCUUCACUGUCCUCAGGCGACGAAGAAAAGCGUAACACCGCAUCAGAGGACGACCACAGCAGAGAAUACACGUCAGAUGAAUCCAAGAGGAGCUCCAGGCUGAGGACCACAGAGGAGCAGGGGUCCAGAGAAGGCCGGAGCAGGAUUCCACGGCCACUUACCCCAAUCAGGAAGCCUGUGGUUGGGCUGACUACUGCAGCCAAUCCCCCUCACACAGAAGCAAGUGGAACCAAAGUUACCAGUGGGUCUCAGAGAGUACCCCUGACCCCAUUAAGCUCUCAACGUAAAUCCAGUAAAGGUGUUCCUGCACGCUCCUCAUCUAGCUCUGCCCCUCGCUCCGGUGCAGUUUUGUCCAGCAGCACCCGGAUGCCUCUCCGCCCCCUCAGCUCCACCCACAGCCGCUUAGACAGCCCAAGCCCGUCGCCUCACAGACCCUCCAGGCAGCCCACGAUGCCUGUAAUCCAACCCAAGAACCAGGCUCUGAACAUGGGCAUGAGGCGCAGCGCUUCCCAGGACACCUCCACAUCCCGCCCACGGCCCAAAGCAGCAUCGGCCAGCCCCAAAGUCAAACCACAGCCCAGGGAGAGGUCCACGCCUGCCAGAUAAUACCCACACCUGUCAGAGCUCUCACACAGUAUGGAAAACCUGGAGUAUAAACCAGGAAAAGCUAUGUAGGGUCUGAUGUGUCACCAGAGUUAUUUAUGUUUGUUUAAUGAUUGAUACUUUGCACUUAAAAUGACCACAGCUGAGCUGAUUUGUACUGUUACACAAAUCUCUAAAAUAGCAUUAAAUUCACAAAAUAACUAGCAUUAGCCAACAGUUUUUCUGUUAGUCAUUCUCACCUUUUGGUUCACAAUCAAUGUUGUUUAAAUUCAUUUCAUAAUUUUUCUUGAGUUUUCAGGCCAUCUUGAAACUUUUUGGCAUAGAUAUACAUGUACUACACCCCCAAUGUGAUGUCACUGCAAAGUAUCAAUAGGGAUGUAACGGUGCUAAAACAGAUAAACAGUAGAGGUUAUUAUCAACAUUCAGAAUUUUUAGAACUUUAUGUGUCAGUGGUAGUAAAAAGCUUCUAUAAAAGCACAAAACACAUCUAAAAUGUGAAAGAACUGCUACGGUCUGAUAACAAAUAUAAGACAACUAUAACUCUGAGAUACGCACGCACACGCGCACACACGCACGCAAUUGCUGCAUCUUAACAGUGAUUGUUUUUAAGCCCCUUUUAAGCUGUCUCCACUCUUCACUCUAACUAAAUGUGUAAACCAAAUAUUUUUGCAAGACAUAGGACCUAUCAGUAAUUCCAUUACAAACAGGCAUCUCCAAUCUAUUUUCACACCGUUGCAUCCCUGCAUUUUUUUGUAUACUUUUACUUUUUAUAUUAAUAUUGACUGUGAGAAACUCCUGAGAACCCUCUCCAAAGCUGCAGGAUCGGGUCUUUCCUGGAUGGUGAAUAAUCCGUCUGAGGGCAAAACCUCAAACCUCAUUGUUUCAGGCCGGCCACGUUCCUUCUUCAAUCAUUAAAGGACCUCUCAGUCUGCAACCACGUGACACAUUUGCAUUUAACAGCAUUGUAGAAUGGAGUAUCAGUGUCAAUUAUUGUAUUUUGUUUCCUUGUCGAGAAAUGUGUCUGGCUCAAGGCUAGGCCUGAGAUAAACCGGGAUCAAACCACAAACCUUCAGCUUAGUGGUUGAAUAUUUACCUUCUAGACUUAAGAAAAUAUCAACUGUUUACAAGUUUUCUUCAAUGAUUUGACAAUGACAAUGUUGGUGAAAAUCUCUACCAAGUUAUUUCAAGAUAAAGGUACACUAUGUAUCUUUUCUGCUGCACCACCUGCUCGUCUGGAGCUGUUAUUGCUUUGCCUGGAAUGUUCCACAGUUUUCUUCCCCACGAUGACAAGCAGGUGAUGCCACAACCAAGAUAAAGGUAAAAGUUAUUUAUUCAGUCUUAUAUAGUCUUUAGUAAUGCCAUAAUGUGGAACAUUCAAGGCAAAGAGAUAACAUCUCCAUGGAGACAGGCAGGAAGCAGACCCUCCACCAGAAAAGUGUGCAGUGCAGCUUGACUGAAAAAUGCAUUUAAAAUCCUAAAAUACCUUUAGUACAUGGUUUCUUAUGGGUCUGGACAAUUUCUUGUAUGUUGCUGUUUUAAAUGUAAAUGUGCUACUGUGGGCGAGGCUCUCUUUUCCCACAGACAGUGAACGUCUUGUGUGGGCUUCCUGUGCUCUGUGCCCUGGUGCUAGCUGCUGCCUCCGACCCUGGUCUAAUAAACUCUGGAAAUGAAACCCAAAUUCUGUUUACAGCGUCUGAGCAAAAACUGACUUAAGCGAUGGACAAAGGGACGACGCUGCAAAAAACUGACGCCAAAAUAUACAAACUUUAAACAGCAGGGUCAUUGCACUCCCCUCCUCUAGCUGGCGCUGUCUGGCUUCUCUCAGCUGCAGAAGGAGCAUACUGUUUAUCUGAUAGUGGUAUUUUACAUUGCAAUCUUCUGGACACUGGGGGUCACUACUCACAUUAAGUUUACAUCUCAUGGUGAAAAAUUGAAACAUUUCAUUCUAAUCCAAAUGAUGGAUGGUUCCAAAGGGCAGGUGUGUGCAUGUGAAGCUUAAAACCAUAGCUGCUUUCUGCAGAAUUAAUGUUUUUUUGUUGUUUUUUAAUUGUAUAGAUGACAAAUGAGCUCAUUCAUUUCACACAUGUCACUGAAAAAAACAAAUCUGAUGGGGCAGUCAUGUUUCAGUUCUGGCUUGAGGCCCAACUGAGACCAUGGAGAUCAGACUGCUAUCUCUCUGUUUAAAAUAUAGACAAAGAGAUAUCAUCAUUUAGAUUCAGAUACACGUGUUUUCAGGUGUGCACAAUAUCUUAAGCACGAUUCAGUGGACCACCCUCACACAGCCAACAUGCCCUCAUUCAAAAUGGAACUUAGCCGUGUGUCAGGCUAUUUCAUGGGGCUUGUGAUUAAUAAAUAAAUGUUUCAUAAUUAGAUGCAGACAGGGCACAGCAGUUUGAUAAAAAAAAAAAAAAAAAGUGCUCAGGUAUUCCAGCUUACCAUCAGUCUGUGUUAAACUUGGACCAAACACCUAAGCUCCACCCACCUCCAUCUUUCAAGUAGAGCUGCUAAACUGAGCAGUGCCUGGAGGAACUAAAGAAGAGAGUGAGGGGGAAGUGGGGCGGGUCUGGAGAGAUAAAGAACAGUGUGAUUGGUCACACUGGUAAACUUCAAACUCUGCCUCUGCAGCCACGUGUUUGUAAUCAAACACCGGGCUGUCCUGUGUGAUGAUACCAAGCACUUACAUGUGCUGUGGCCACUGAAGCUAAGACACUUUUUUUUUUUUUACAUUUUUGACAAGAAAGCUGCAAAUAUACCUACUUGGCACUUGGCACUAGAAACAGUAGACAAUACUAAAUAACACCAUAUCCACAUUAUUUUAAAAAAAUUUAAUAAAAUAAAUAGUUUUUAGUUCUGCUACACCAAAAUGGAGAAGAUGCUGGUGAAGAGCUUGUAUUUUGACAUUUCUUACUCAUAUUCCAUUUCACUAAAUCAGUGCAUUUGCAUUAUCUGACUUCUUAAAUUUAAAAUUAUAUUGUUACAUUUUUAAACCCUGGAUAUAAAAACUCAAUGUUUUUGUCCGUUUUGUUUUGUUUUUUGCUUUGUUUUUUGAGAUUUUAGACUUACAAAUUCCGAUAGUUCUCUUCUAUCAGAUGGACAAAAGGCAAUCAAAAAUUCAUAAUUUUAUGGAAGAAAAAGAAAUGGUUAUGUGGUUUAUUUUGUAACUGUCUGUCAGACAGUCAUAAAAUUUGUAUUAUUUGUGCAGACAAUCAAACUAAGGUUAAACCUGAAUAUUUUAUUUUUCAAACUCUUGUCCAACUUACAGCAAAUGCACACAUUUAUUUGAGAUUUAAUGAGGGAGAACAAAUAACCUAUAUCUGACCGAGGACCUUGUUUUGAGGGGAGAGCUAACCACUCUGCCACUGUGCCAUUCAGCUCCAAAGGCUGAGGUUCUCAUUUCAUCACAGGGUUUUUGUUUUUCAGGGUUGUUUUGGUCAUGUUUUGUCAUGAUCAUGGAAGUAUAAUAAUAUAGUUCUUAUUAUAGAUCCACGGUCAUGACUGAUGUUUUGCAAAAAUACCAGUGAGGACAGCGCCCCCUACCUGCCCUCCUCUGGACCAUAUGCUCUGGACACAGCCUCCUGCCUGGGCCGUACAGUAAUGCAUGAAGAAGAGUCCCACGUUUAUCUGCAGAGCUACAGCUGUGCAAGGGAUGUGCGACCGCAACCGUGCCCCCUAGUGGGCACAGUGGGUCUGCCUGAUUCCCCCUUUGAAAAUAUUCUCUUGUGCUUCUGAUGGAAACCACUCCUCACUCUGGGCAUGCGGUAACCAUGGUAACUGUGUUUAAACUGUAUAUACUGUACACAUUUACCAUAAGGACCUGUGUGAAUGAAAGACACUGAGCUGUGGAAUAAAGUCAUGGUAAUGUC
Molecule: messenger RNA, 8034 nt
Organism: Boleophthalmus pectinirostris (great blue-spotted mudskipper)
Lineage: Eukaryota; Metazoa; Chordata; Actinopteri; Gobiiformes; Gobiidae
Gene: ttbk1a
Product: tau tubulin kinase 1a
Exons: 21
Coding region: 479-4174 (1231 amino acids)
Biological process (GO): peptidyl-tyrosine phosphorylation; peptidyl-serine phosphorylation; signal transduction
Cellular component (GO): cytoplasm; nucleus
Molecular function (GO): protein serine/threonine kinase activity; ATP binding
Source: RefSeq, a predicted model, not a curated record